AUGUAUGUGGUUCUGAACAAGCGUGAACAAUGUGAUGCCCGACAGCACAACGAUUUUAACAAAUACCAAGCAAGUCUCAUCUUUACAGGAAUAUAUACUUUGGAAGUAAUUAUUAAGGUACUGUCCCGAGGCUUUGCGCUGCACACAUUUUCAUACCUCAGGAACCCUUGGAACUGGUUGGACUUCACGGUAGUUUUGUUGGCUUAUUUGACGCUGGCAUUUCCAACAAUUCCUGGACUUUCAGCAUUAAGAGCUUUCCGAGCUCUUAAGAUGAUUGCAAUUUUACCUGGGCUCAAGACUAUCAUUGGUGCUAUAUUCAAGUCUGCUAGGCUGCUAAUGGAAGUCCUUCUUCUCAUGAUGUUUGUUCUCCUAAUAAUUGCAUUGUUUGGACUUCAAAUUUUCAAAGGCGUUCUGACACACAAGUGUAUAAAAAACAUGGAACCCAGGGUUAACAUUACUCAUGCGGAAUGGGAAAACUAUAUUCAAAACAAAUCUAACUGGCUUGUUAUUGAAGAUGUCGAUACAAUGGUUUGUGGAAAUGGAACAGGUACUGGGAGAUGCCCCACAAACUUUACAUGUCUCCCGGGCAUUGGAUUCAAUCCAAACAAUGGGUACACAAAUUUUGACAAUAUUGGAUGGGCAUUAAUCACAGCCUUUCAACUCAUCACACUUGACUACUGGGAAAAUACAUAUAACUUGGUGCUACGUGCUAGUGGAGCCUUUUACAUUAUAUUCUUUAUAGUGGUCGUCAUGUUUGGUGCUCACUACAUCGUAAAUCUGGUGCUAGCAGUUGUGGCAGCUUCCUAUGAAAAGGAAGCCAAAAGGAAACAAGAACUGAAGGAAGAAGAGGAACGGAUUUUGGGAUUAAGGCGACGAAAAGCACUAGCGCAUAAAAAAGGAAGUAAUCUUAAUCCAAAGGAAAAGUUUCGUCAGUGUGGGAAAAGGCUGACUCGAGGUUUUUCAAUGGAGUCUGUAAUAACAUGGGCAACAGAAGUUUCCCAGCUCGAUGAAGAAGAGGAAAAUAAUAGACAAAAGAAUUCAAGGUGCUAUUCUUUCAAAAAAAGACUGAAGCAAAAGUUUUGCUCUUGGACCUGUUGCCCAUCAUUUUUAAGACUGCAGGAAUAUUUAGUGAUCCUUGUUUCACACCCACUUUUUGAAGGGGUGAUUACUAUCUGCAUCCUAAUAAAUACUCUUUUGCUGUCAAUAGACUACCAUCAAGCACCCUAUUCGCAUGCCCUAGAAAGUGGAAACACUGUUUUGUCAAUUAUUUUUAUAAUAGAAGCUAUUCUGAAGGUGACUGCACUAAAUCCUAUGCCCUACAUGAGAAAUGGAUGGAAUGCAUUUGACUUUAUCAUUGUUCUGCUGACAUGCUUGGAAUGGAUACUUUCCACAGUAAAUAUUCCAACACUUAAACUAUCCAUGAUACGAUCACUGAGAAUGCUUAGAGUCUUCAAACUAGCAAAAAACUGGAAAACACUGAACACAUUGAUCAACAUCAUAUUCAAAUCUUUAAAAGAGAUGGGAAAUCUGACACUUAUCGUCAUCAUCGUGAUUUAUAUAUUCACUGUAAUAGGAAUGCAACUUGUUGGACAUGACUAUGAAAAUAAAGUAAGCAUAUUAAAAAGCAACAAAAUACCCAGAUGGAACUUCAGAGGCUUUUAUAAUUCCUUUAUAAUGGUCUUUCGAAUUUUAUGUGGAGAAUGGAUUGAACCGUUAUAUGAUUGUAUGCGCUGUUCAAAGAUGUAUUUUUGUCUACCACUAUUCCUGCUUACAUACAUAGCUGGAAACUUUCUGGUGUUAAAUUUGUUCUUGGCUCUUCUUCUCAAUUUCUUUUCUGGGGAUACACUAACUGCAAACAAAAAGGAAGAAAAAACAACUUCAUAUAAAGAUUAUAUUAAGAGCUUCCUGCUUUUGCUAACAUGCCAAAAACGAACUAAGUCAUCUUUGGGUAAAGUACAGCCAGAUGAUCAAAAGGAUAUUUCAGAAACAGACAAUGCUCGCUCUUCUAAUAAUGUCCCUUUACCAGAUUGCAGCAUGAAACAUCAGACGAGUAUGCAAAAUGAAAUUAACUUAUCAAGCACUGUUGAGUCAACAGCUUUUCCAACACUCUCAAAUAGUGCUGAGCUCCCUUCAAUGGGCACAAAUCAUGUGCCUACCAUCAGUGCUAUGUGUGAUCCAGCUAUUGGUGGACGGAAGUAUGAAAAUGGAUCGGCAGUCUUGAUGCUCGAGACAGUGGAGGAAGUGCAGCAGGAGGUGGAACGAGAACUCAAUCAUCCAUAUGAGGACACAAGUUGCCCAGAAAUAGCAGAGCAGUCCAAUGAUAAAUCCGUUAAUGAAGAUAAUAAAACAGAUGGUGAGAACCCUCCAUGCUCCAUUGGAGAGGAAGGCAUGGAGGACGAAGAACAAAAAACAGAAGUCAAAACAAUGCAGCCUUGCUUGCCAGCCAUUUGCACUGAAAAAUGCAUUUGCUGCAAUGUACUUAAAACGACAUUCUUGGGAAAACUCUUCCUUUCACUGAGAACACUGAUGUUCAAAGUGGUGAACAAUCGAGUGUUUGAUGGGAGUGUACUGUUUGUCAUACUUUUGAGUACCAUGACACUGACUUUAGAUGAUAAAUACUUACAAAAAGAUGCAAAAGUCCAGCUGGCACUGCGGUACCUGGAUUACUUUUAUGCCUUCUUUUUCAAUUUUGAAAUGAUUGUUAAAGUGCUAGGCCUUGGUCUUACUGACUAUUUUACAAAUGUCUGGACGUUACUGGAUUUCUUCCUUGUUGUGGUAAGUUGGCUCAGUAUGUUAGGCAACAGCAUUCAAGCCUUCAAAUCAUUGCGAUCUCUCAGAACACUGCGUGCUUUGAGGCCUCUGCGAGCCAUUUCCCGUUGGGAAGGAAUGAGGCUUGUUGUUAACGCUUUGGUUGCUUCAAUACCAUCUAUUUCUAAUGUCAUGUUCGUAUGUCUUGUGUUCUGGCUGAUAUUUGGCAUUGUUGGUGUUCAAAUCUUUGGUGGAACCUUCUUUCAAUGUGUGGAUCAAAAUAACGACCGUCUUCCCAUUAGCAUUGUCAAUAAUCGAUCUGAAUGUGAUGCAUAUCAAGAUAUUGGAUACCAAUGGGUCAACCCCAAGAUUAACUUUGAUAAUGUAUUAGCUGCUUACAUGGCUCUCCUGCAGGUGGCAACAUUUGAGGGCUGGCUAGAAAUUAUGGCAAAUGCUGCUGACACUCGUGGGAUUGACCUUCAGCCCGAAAUGGGUGCAAACCCAUACAGCCUCUUCUAUUUUGUAGCUUUUAUUGUAAUUGGAACUUUUUUCACACUGAAUCUUUUCAUUGGUAUAAUUAUUGAUAACUUUAACACGAUGCAUAAAAGGUCACGAAAAGAAGGAGCUUUAGUUACAGUUCUAACUGAAGAUCAAAGAAGGUUUUAUGGCACACUUAAGCGUCUGUUUAAGACUAAACCAGUCAAGAAAAUUCCAACUCCUAAGCUGAGCAACCAUUUUACUUUUGCUCACAAGGAGGAUACAUUGAGCUUUGUCUUUUCCCAGCAGCAAUUACUUAAAACCAAAAAAUUAAACAUGAUGUAUGCAUUUCAGCUCCGAAUUAAACAAAACCUGGUAACACUUGAGGCUUAUUAUUUAUACUCAGACUCUGCUGAAGUGAUGCCAAAGGGCAUGUCUGCCAAAAGGAUUAAAAAGUUCAACUUUGAUGUAUUUCUGAAGCCUUUCACAAAUUCAAAAAUAGUCUACCUCUCUAUAUUUCUUACCAAAGUGAAAAACCUCACACUUUCCCACAUUGUAUUCCAGAAUGUGAUUCUUUACAAGUUCUACAAGUUAGUGAGCCAUAGAUGGUUUGAACCAUUCACCAUUUUCUUAAUAACAUUGAAUGUGCUGGUGAUGGCAUGUGAUCACUAUGGACAGACAAAACGAUUUGCCUUAGUUUUAAAUUGGUUCAAUGUAAUAUUUGCAGCUCUAUUUACAGUUGAAGCAAUUUUAAAACUGUUAGGCCAACGCCAAUACUAUUUCACUCAAGCCUGGAAUAUCUUUGAUUUUCUAGUCGUCGUUCUUUCCCUUGUAGGAAUUUUGUUGGAUUCAUCCGCAUCCAAAAAGCAAGGUGUUUCUCCAACUAUUUUACGAGUGUUCCGAAUUGUAAGACUGGCACGGUUGUUGAGGUUGGUUAGAUCCUUGAAAGGGAUUCGGAAGUUGCUCUUUACGUUAGUGAUAUCAAUCCCGGCUCUUUUCAACAUCGGCCUGCUCCUCGGCCUCGUCAUGUUCAUUUAUUCAAUAUUGGGGAUGAGUUUGUUCCGAGACCUUCCGAGAGAAUCACCGAUAAACGACAUGGUAAAUUUCGAAACUUUCGGAAACAGUAUGAUGCUUCUGUUCAGACUGACAACAGCCGCCGCUUGGAAUGAGAUUCUUCACGUAAUGAUUAACUCCCCUGUUCAGCGUCAGUUUGUAUCGUUCACCUACAUGACAUCGUACAUAGUGGUCGCGUAUAUCGUGAUAAUCAAUAUGUACGUCGCUGUCAUUUUAGAAAACUUUCACGAAGCCCAAGAGCAGGAACUCGCCGGGGUGACAGAUGAAGACGUGGACAUGUUUUACGAGGUCUGGAGCAAUUAUGAUGUGAAGGCCACACAAUUCAUCACAUAUGACCAACUCUCGGAUUUCCUAAAUGAACUCAAAUCUCCUCUACGAAUACCAAAACCUAACGCAGUGAAAAUUGCGGCUCUCAACCUACCAUUAUCUAAUGGUAACAAGCUGCACUGUCUGGAUGUGCUGGAAGCUCUCAGUGCUGUAAUCGUUGGCAAAGUAACGGAGUCAGAGCCCCUCAAGAAGCUCAAUGGGGAAGUUUAUAAAAUGUCAGUGAAAGUAUUCCCCAUUCGGAACACUUUGGAAACGAUCACGACCACAUUAAUGAUACGAAAGGAAUUCAAGGCUGCUUUAACCAUCCAGAAAGCAUUUCGAAAGUGGAAAUUAGGUCAAACACAUACAACAGCCAAAAAGAAACUUGAAAGAUCUUUGAGCUCCUUGAGAAAAUCACUACGAAGUCUCCGUUCCAGCAGACCGACCUCUCCCUUAACAUGA
Molecule: messenger RNA, 5067 nt
Organism: Stegostoma tigrinum
Lineage: Eukaryota; Metazoa; Chordata; Chondrichthyes; Orectolobiformes; Stegostomatidae
Product: sodium channel protein type 2 subunit alpha-like
Exons: 26
Coding region: 1-5067 (1688 amino acids)
Biological process (GO): membrane depolarization during action potential; sodium ion transmembrane transport; neuronal action potential
Cellular component (GO): voltage-gated sodium channel complex; plasma membrane
Molecular function (GO): calcium ion binding; voltage-gated sodium channel activity
Source: RefSeq, a predicted model, not a curated record